Messenger RNA from Metopolophium dirhodum (rose-grain aphid), 3387 nucleotides. It is a transcript of the gene TBC1D5, whose product is annotated as TBC1 domain family member 5. Lineage: Eukaryota; Metazoa; Arthropoda; Insecta; Hemiptera; Aphididae. Gene Ontology annotation, biological process: activation of GTPase activity. Gene Ontology annotation, molecular function: GTPase activator activity. The record is from RefSeq and is a predicted model, not a curated record. The transcript has 13 exons. Bases 225 to 1520 code for a protein of 431 amino acids.
AUGAAGAUGUUUGUUUCUUUCCCAAUAUAUUUAAGACAACAUUCUAUAGAGAGAUAACCUCUGCUUAUAAUUGUUGAUGCUCAUAUGGGAGUUUAGCAUAUCAAUAUUCAAGUAUUUGGAAACAAUAUUUUAAAGACAUUGAAUUAAAGAAAAUUAUUGAACAAGAUGUGAUCCGAACUUCCCCUGAAGUUGAAUAUUUUGGAACAAAAAAAAUUCGAAACAUAAUGAUUGAUAUAUUAUUUUGUUAUUCAAGGGAACAUCCUGACUUGAGCUAUAGACAAGGUAUGCAUGAAAUCCUCGCGCCAUUAUUGUUUGUUCUCCAUUGUGACCAUCAGGCAUUACUUCAUGUUUUGGAACAGUCAUCUUCUGAUGUUAGUGAUUUAAUCCAGAAAAUCCUUGAUCCUGCAUUUUUGGAAGCAGAUGCCUAUUCCCUGUUUAAUAUUAUAAUGGAGAUAAUGAAGGAUUAUUAUAAUAUUAACGAUUUUAUCGUAUCAGCGCAAAAACCAACUAAACAUGUAAAGACUACUAGUUCUACAUGUGAUAGUGAAGUUGUUCAAAAGCUUUCCAAAAUACGUGAUACAAUGUUGACAAAACAUGACCCAGAACUAUAUGGGCAUUUAUUGGAUCUGGAUAUUUCAUUUACUACUUUUGGACUCCGUUGGUUGAGGUUACUGUUUGGUGGAGAAUUUUUAUUAAUAGAUCUAUUAGUGUUAUGGGAUGCUAUUUUUGCCACAUCACCUCAAGACUUUGCAUUGGUUAAUCAUAUUUUUGUGGCUAUGUUGGUCCUUAUAAGAAUUCAAUUACUUAAAAGUGACAAUACAGACUGUUUACAUUAUUUAAUGAGGUAUCCUCAUGUCGAUGUGAUGACUGUUAUUGAAUAUGCCUUGCAUAUGUUUGAUCCCAAGAUUUAUAUAUUGCCAUCUGUUAUAAAUUCUCUUAAACACGAUAAGAGCGACAACAUAAAAUCUAAUAUUACAGAACACCACGUAGAACGGCCUAAACUUAUUAGUUAUGUACAAAGACCAAACAGAAAUGCAGCAGAUGACCUACUUGAGUUGUGUAGAAUUAAGUUGACGCAGUAUCAUUCCAUUUUAGAUCCAGCUGUCCCUAUUCAUAAUAAAGAAGCAAGACAAGCUCUAACUGGAAUGCUAGAAUUAUGCGGAAUGCUUAGUUCGCGUCAAGGCAUCAUAGAAAUGGGUAAAGAUGUUGUGCGGAGUACAACAACUCCAAUUGAAACACUCCUUACACCUGAAACACCAGAAGGAGGACCAUUGUUACCUCCCCCUGCUUCUGCUAUCACUAUGAAGGUAUUUCGUAAGACAGAAAAUUCAACUGACUCACAAAUACAAGGAGCACCAAUAAAAAAUCCAUUAAAACAGAUGAAACGUUUUCAACGAGACAACGACAAUACGGGGUCAGGAUGUCGUCUCCGAAGAUUCCCAGAAUUAACGGAGUUCACAAUACCUAAAAAUCAACAGGAAGGUACAAAUAUGAACGCCCGAUCAGUAUGCCUGCACUAAGGAAGAUGUUAAAGUCGAAGUACAUCGCAUCGACACAAACGAGCAGAAUUUGGCUGCUGACGUCGUCAGUUUAAAAACAGAAUCAAUUCCAGGGAUUCGUCAAGCGGGAACACUUGCGUGAGCGAUCACGACGACAAAAAUCUGAGAGGAUGACAAAAAUAUUCCGGACAGACAAACUACUCGGACAGUUGGACAUUGUCCAGAGUACUACAGGAAAACCCGCCAAAGUUGAACAGACUGCGCACAGACUUACCGGCCCUUCCGUGUACACGAAGAUCGCCGGAUCCAAACUGGUGACUUUCGUAAGACCAAAUGACUUGGUCGAACGAAAAAUGGCCAAAGAGAAUUUGUAUUCUAGGCUAACCAUUUGCUCGUAUCGUUGUUUGAUCGGACUGACGCUGAAAAACUCACCAAACGGCUAAUAUACAUGGAUGACAUAUUCAAAUUCGUGUCUAUGAACUUUCCCUACUUCUGGAAAUCGACCGAACGCUGUCGGCGCUAUAUCUUGAACGAGAAGACGUUGUUCCUAACAAUGGACCAGAAACCCAACGGUUAGGUUACGACUUGGAGUACCCGUUGCAGACAAAUCUCAUGUGGCGGGUGAACCCCUCGAGAGCUUACGAAGUGGACGACGCGAUCGCGGCCUGGGUGCAAAAGGACCCGCUGCCGAAAGAAACCGUGUUCCAUUUUCAACGAUUUGAAAUACUUGUGAAGGACGUGAUGUACAAACCGAAUAAAGCGACGUUUGGCGACAGUGGAAGACGCAAUGGCUGUUACAGUGGCGUCAAUUUUGGCUGUAGAAGGAUUUACAACAGCUAGUGCGAGAAGUGAUAGCGGAGACAGUGACGGAGGUGGUAAGAUAGCAGCAGCUGAAGUAAUCAAAAUGAGGGAGAAUAUCUUUUUGAGCUGGUGACGUUAACGCUUGAAGAAACUGAAACUCAGUUGGUAGAACAAGUGUUUUCGGGGCGUACCGGGGAAACGCGGGGCUAUUUAUAUGCAGAAGUCGAGGGGGGAAAUACGCCAAUCAACCCUCAUAGGGUAGGUUCGAACAGGGGAACGGAGAGCAGGCCUCGCUAAAAAAAAAAACCCGCUGGGUAUCCGUGGUGGCCUGUCGCCAUAACCCACUGAAGAAAAUGCCGGUCCGGUGCUCCAAAACCGUCGCAAGCAAUGGACGCGUAUAUAUAUACCACGAUACGUCGAACAAUUAAUGUCAAUUUUUUUUAAUUUGAUUUUAUACAGUUACACGUUAACACAAAACCGUUGUUUAAAAUGUUAUUAUUAUAUUAUUACUUUCAAAAUUGUCGAUUAUAAUAAAACGCGAGCCAUGCAGCUGUUAUAGUUGGCUAUUGCACAUAUACGACUGUUAAAUUCGUUUGAUAUUAUAACUCUCGUCAGAUUAUAUACCUAUGCGGUCGAUAUAUCUUUGGUGUGUCGUAAGUAAAAACGCCAAGUUUUCAGGAAAAGAAUACAUUGAAAAAUUAUUUAAAAUCGUUGAUAAUAAUGUCUUGGCUGAUAAUUAUACUUUAAUACCGUAUACCAAAGAUAUAUGUAUACAAUUUUUUAUUGAAAACUGAAAUUUUAAAUCUUAGUUCCUAUAAUAUAUCUACACCUAAGUUCAAAGAUGUUAUGUGAAUUGAUAAUAAUAUAAGUUUAUACUAUAGUAAAUGUACUUUUAAGUUUAAGCAUUGAGGUAUUUGUAUUACUACCUACAUUAAGGGCCUAUAUAUAUUAUUUCAUAUAUAUAAUUCUAUGCACAAUUCUUCCACGACAAGUUAUUUUUGAGUUUAUGAGAUAUUAUGCCAGUUUAUAUUUCUGUAUUUUAUUAUACCAUACAUAUAAUAGUAAUGAGUAGGUAAUAACUAAAAAC